GAGCAGGAGGUGGGGAGAAGGCCAGUCAGCUGACUGAGCCUCGUGGUUCGUGGCUCAGUCGAAAAGUCGUCGCGAACGUUGCCGUUGACGUCCCCGACUUCUCCGUCGGAGCUCAUUUGGCUGGCUGCCUGGGAUCAGCCUCAACACGUGUGCCCCCGCGGGCUUCAGGAUGUCAGAGCUCGACGGCUACUACGAAGCGGUGUUGGAGCUCGUCAAGCAAGGCGGUAACCUCAUUAGAGAAAAUAUUUCUAGACAAAAAACGGUUUUAAUCAAAUCUUGCGAUGUUGAUUUGGUUACUGAAACGGAUCAGAUGGUUGAGAAGCUAUUGAUUAAUGGGAUUUCGGCUAAAUUUCCAAAUCACAAAUUUAUCGGGGAGGAAAACACUGCGGAAUCGAAUCAUCGAGUGGAAUUGACGGAUGCGCCGACAUGGAUUAUCGAUCCAGUCGACGGCACUAUGAACUUCGUUCACGCCAUGCCUCACACUUGUAUAUCAAUUGCUCUGUACAUUAAUAAGCGCCCGGAAAUCGGUAUCGUCUACAAUCCCGUAUUGGAACAGUUUUUCUCGGCGCGCCGAGGUGAAGGCGCAUUUUACAAUGGAGCGCAAAUUCGUGUUUCCGGUGAAAAAGAUUUAAAUAAGGCAUUGGUGAUGAUGGAGUUGGGAACCAGCAGAGACUCGCAAAAAAUGAAGAUUGUAAUGGAAAAUCUCAAAACGCUAACGCCUCUCGUACAUGGGACACGAGCUCUCGGAUCUUGUGCACUGAAUAUGUGUAUGGUGGCAAUGGGAGCUGCUGAUCUUAUGCAUGAAUUCAGUAUCCACAUAUGGGACAUUGCAGCAGGAGAUCUCAUAGUAAGAGAAGCAGGAGGAGUCUGUAUCGAUCCAGCCGGUGGCGAUUUAGAUCCACUGAGUCGAAGAGUUUUGUGCGCCUCGUCACCUGAACUUGCCCAGCAAGUAACUAAAAUUCUCGUUCAGUAUUAUCCAGAUAGAGAUUAAUUUUGAAUUCAUAGGUACAAAAAUUAAAAGAACAUUCUAUGAUAUUGCAAAGCAUUCCAUGAAACAGAAUGAUAUUUCGCUACGAAAGAUUGAUGAAUAAUUCUUCAAUUGCAGAAAUACAUCGAGCAUUUUAUCGCUCUAACAAAGAAUGAAAAUUUUUGAAGGUCCAUACUAUUUAAGUAAAAAUCAAUUUAUUUUUAU
This is a messenger RNA of Ceratosolen solmsi marchali, 1192 nucleotides long. Its product is annotated as inositol monophosphatase 1. Gene Ontology annotation, biological process: phosphatidylinositol phosphate biosynthetic process; inositol metabolic process; signal transduction. The transcript has 6 exons. Bases 170 to 991 code for a protein of 273 amino acids. The record is from RefSeq and is a predicted model, not a curated record. Gene Ontology annotation, molecular function: inositol monophosphate 1-phosphatase activity. NCBI's taxonomy places the organism in Eukaryota, Metazoa, Arthropoda, Insecta, Hymenoptera, Agaonidae.